This is a messenger RNA of Kogia breviceps (pygmy sperm whale), 1714 nucleotides long. The record is from RefSeq and is a predicted model, not a curated record. Lineage: Eukaryota; Metazoa; Chordata; Mammalia; Artiodactyla; Physeteridae.
CCGCCCCGGAGCGGGAAGCCCCGGAGGCUCACGCCAUGGCCUCGGCAGCUGGAGGCAUAGGAGGUGGCGGGGGCGGCAAGAUCCGGACUCGGCGUGGCCACCAGGGGCCACUUAAACCUUACCAGCAGGGGCGACAACAGCAGCAGGGCAUUCUCAGCAGGGUUACAGAAUCUGUCCAGAAUAUUGUGCCGGGAUGGCUACAAAGAUACUUCCGCAAGAAUGAAGGUGUAUGUAGCUGCCCGGCGGGCACCAGAGAGGUGGCACAGUGCCCGGAAAACAGGGAAGAUGACCACAUGAUACAUGCUGGUGAGGAGAACCCUCCCUUUCGUGAUAGGAGAGUCCCUCCUGAGCCACCAGUCAGGGAUACAGAAGAACCCGCAGCAACUAGUACUGCUUCAGAUCAUCCAGCUGCAUUAACAAGGCCUUCUCUCCACCGGGGCCAUCUGAACUCCUCCACGUUGGGACCUCCUGCGUUACACUGUCAGCCCUCCACAUCUUCGGCAUUCCCAACUGGCAGUUCCGGAUUUUCCCUCGGAAAGGAAAUUCACGAUGCUACCUCUCAGCAUGAUGACGAUAACAUCUCAACCACCAGCGGUUCUUCUUCAAGAGCUUCUCACAAAGAUAUCGCUGCUUCAAAGAACACUUCAGUGCCACCUCUGCGUGCUCAUUCACUCUCACAGCACACUGCCACCAGCUCAGAAAAAGCAGCAUUCAAUUUGCCUGUCUUUGGAACACUUUCUCCUUCACUUGGGACUUCUUCAGUUCCUAAAGCAAGUCAGCUUGCACAUUCUCCUUUUUGCCCUGGAAAAACGACAUAUGGUGGGGCAGCAGCUGCUGGAAGACAGUCUAAACUACAAAACACACCCUAUCAGGCACCAGUCAGAAGACAGAUGAAAGCUAUGCAACUGAACACACAAUCCUACGGUGUGACUAGUUUAACAGCUCAGAGGAUACUGCGGUCUUUAGAGAAGAUGUCAAGCCCUCUACUGGAUGCAAAAAGAAUUCCAUCUGUUUUUUCUUCUCUGAAUUCCCCCCUUGAUAGGAGUGGGAUAGAUAUCACCACAGAGUUUCAGGCCAGAAGGGAAAAGGCGGACUCUCAACGCCCCACUGUUCAGAGAUUCUUGAUUCCAAAGCCAGUUUCCAGAGCAGCAAAUCGAACUGUUUAUUUUAAACCAGCUCAGACCCCAUCUGGUGAAUUAAGGAAGACUAAUCAAAGAAUAGAUAAAAAGCACAGUACUGGAUAUGAAAACAAUAUGACACCAGGACAAAACAGACAACCACGAGAGAGUGGCUUUUCUUACACAGAUUUCAGUGUGUCUGCAGCCAAUGGUUUGUCUUCUGGAGUAGGUGGUGGAGGUGGGAAGAUGAGGCGAGAGAGGAGGCGCUUUGUGGCAUCUGACCCUCAAGAGGAGGAGGAAAUGGAAGUCCCGGUAUUACCGAAUACCUCUCUACCCAUCGCCGGUUCUUCACUGCCUACCUUCAGCUUUAGUUCUUCUGUGAUGACCUCUCCAAACAGCACUGGCAGCCCCUUGCUUAGAUUUUCAUCUCCAAUCAUAAAAUCUACUGAGGCAGGUGUACUAUACCUCCGCCAUCUAUCCUGUUACAAUUAGGACUAAUCUAAGUCAUACUGAAUUUAGUUAACAUGUCUCUUGAAUUGACUUUAAUCUAGAAAAGUUGGACGUUUUUAUGUCCCACAAUUGGAUUUACAUUUAGU